Colletotrichum orchidophilum is the source of this 378-nucleotide messenger RNA. RefSeq names its product polysaccharide lyase family 3. The transcript has 3 exons. The coding region runs from base 1 to 378 and encodes 125 amino acids. The record is from RefSeq and is a predicted model, not a curated record. Lineage: Eukaryota; Fungi; Ascomycota; Sordariomycetes; Glomerellales; Glomerellaceae. Gene Ontology annotation, molecular function: pectate lyase activity. Gene Ontology annotation, cellular component: extracellular region.
AUGUGGAAGAACACUGUGAAGGCCAUCUUUGCUGAUCUUUGCCUAAGCAAGGAGGAUGAGGCCGGCAUGGAGACUCGUGUCAUGGGCGGCGGUGCCUUCAACGCUGCGGACAAUGUUGUCCAGCAUAACGUCUGCGGAAGUGUCAGCAUCCCAAACGUCUACGCCUCUGAAUAUGGAAAGGUCUACAAAUCUUGCGGCACGUUCGGUGCUUGCAAACGUGCCAUCACGAUUGAGGGAGACUAUUCUUACGGCGACGGUGAGGUUACUGGCAUUAAUGAGGGGACCGGCGACGAGGCGACUCUUGUCAACCUCUGCACUGACGCCAAGACCCCAUGCCAACUAUACAAAGGUCCUGGUAAGAAGUCUGGCUCAUGCUAG